CCGCAGCCGCAGCCGCCGCCGCGGGGCGAGGUCGCCGCCAUGGCCCGCUGGAUCCCGACCAAGAGGCAGAAGUACGGGGUUGCGAUCUAUAACUACAAUGCCUCUCAAGAUGUGGAGCUCUCCUUGCAGAUUGGAGACACGGUUCACAUCCUGGAGAUGUAUGAGGGUUGGUACAGAGGAUAUACCCUGCAAAAUAAAUCUAAAAAGGGGAUUUUCCCUGAAACGUACAUCCAUUUGAAAGAGGCAACCGUGGAAGACCGAGGGCAGCAUGAGACCGUGAUUCCCGGGGAGCUCCCGCUGGUGCAAGAGCUCACGUCGACGCUGCGAGAAUGGGCUGUCAUCUGGCGCAAGCUCUAUGUGAACAACAAGGUCACACUCUUUCGCCAGCUACAGCAGAUGACGUAUUGCCUGAUUGAGUGGCGGUCCCAGAUCCUGUCUGGAACCCUCCCCAAGGAUGAACUGGCAGAGCUCAAGAAAAAGGUCACAGCCAAAAUCGAUCAUGGAAACAGAAUGCUUGGAUUAGAUCUGGUAGUGAGAGAUGACAACGGGAACAUCUUGGACCCAGAUGAAACCAGCACCAUUGCCCUCUUCAAGGCCCAUGAAGUGGCCUCAAAAAGGAUUGAGGAAAAGAUCCAAGAAGAAAAGUCAGUUCUUCAGAACCUGGACUUGCGGGGCCAGUCUGUCUUCAGUGCCGUCCACACCUACGGCCUCUAUGUGAACUUCAAGAACUUUGUCUGCAACAUUGGGGAAGACGCCGAGUUGUUCAUGGCCCUCUAUGACCCGGACCAGUCCACCUUCAUCAGUGAGAAUUACCUGAUUCGUUGGGGCAGUAAUGGGAUGCCCAAGGAAAUAGAGAAGCUUAAUAACCUUCAAGCGGUUUUUACUGACCUCAGUAGCACAGACCUCAUCCGGCCCCGCAUCAGCCUCGUGUGCCAGAUUGUCCGGGUGGGCCACAUGGAGCUGAAGGAGGGCAAAAAGCACACCUGUGGGCUCCGAAGACCUUUUGGAGUAGCAGUGAUGGAUAUUACUGAUAUCAUACAUGGGAAGGUGGAUGACGAAGAAAAGCAGCAUUUUAUUCCCUUUCAACAAAUCGCAAUGGAAACCUACAUCCGGCAGAGACAGCUAAUCAUGUCGCCCCUGAUAACAUCCCAUGUGACUGGGGAGAAUGAGCCGCUCACUUCAGUCCUGAAUAAAGUGAUAGCAGCGAAGGAAGUGAAUCACAAAGGACAAGGACUUUGGGUAUCUUUGAAGCUUUUGCCAGGUGACCUCACACAGGUUCAGAAGAAUUUUUCACACUUGGUGGAUAGAUCGACUGCAAUUGCCCGAAAAAUGGGCUUUCCUGAAAUAAUACUUCCAGGCGACGUGAGGAAUGAUAUUUAUGUCACCCUGAUCCACGGGGAGUUUGACAAAGGGAAAAAGAAGACACCAAAGAACGUGGAGGUGACCAUGUCUGUGUACGACGAGGAGGGCAAGCUCUUGGAGAAAGCAAUUCAUCCUGGCGCUGGAUAUGAAGGCAUUUCAGAGUACAAAUCAGUAGUCUAUUACCAAGUCAAGCAGCCCUGUUGGUAUGAGACUGUCAAGGUGUCCAUCGCUAUAGAAGAGGUUACUCGCUGCCAUAUAAGAUUUACCUUCCGACACAGGUCAUCUCAGGAAUCCAGAGAUAAAUCUGAGCGAGCCUUUGGCGUGGCCUUCGUGAAACUGAUGAACCCGGAUGGCACCACUCUGCAGGACGGGAGGCAUGAUCUGGUGGUUUAUAAGGGUGACAACAAGAAAAUGGAAGAUGCUAAAUUCUAUCUGACCCUUCCGGGAACCAAGAUAGAGAUGGAAGAAAAAGAGGUCCAAGCGUCCAAAACCCUGGCCAACUUUACUGCAAGCAAGGACAGCACCAAAGACAGCUUUCAGAUCGCCACCCUUAUUUGCUCCACAAAACUCACCCAGAAUGUUGACCUAUUGGGCUUGUUAAAUUGGCGUUCAAACUCCCAGAACAUUAAACACAACUUAAAGAAGUUAAUGGAGGUGGAUGGAGGCGAGAUUGUUAAGUUUUUGCAAGAUACACUAGAUGCACUUUUUAACAUAAUGAUGGAAAUGUCAGACAAUGAAACCUAUGACUUCCUUGUGUUUGAUGCACUGGUAUUUAUUAUCUCACUGAUAGGAGACAUCAAGUUCCAGCAUUUUAAUCCUGUCCUUGAAACCUACAUCUACAAGCACUUCAGUGCCACUCUGGCAUAUGUGAAACUCUCCAAGGUACUGAACUUUUAUGUGGCCAAUGCAGAUGACUCCAGCAAGACAGAAUUGCUUUUCGCUGCUUUGAAAGCCCUGAAGUACUUAUUUAGAUUCAUCAUCCAAUCCAGAGUGCUCUACUUGAGAUUUUAUGGCCAAAGCGAAGAUGGAGAUGAAUUUAAUAAUUCAAUCCGCCAGUUAUUUCUCGCUUUCAAUAUGCUCAUGGACAGACCCCUGGAGGAAGCUGUCAAGAUCAAGGGGGCAGCUCUGAAAUACCUUCCUAGCAUCAUCAACGACGUCAAACUUGUGUUUGAUCCCGUGGAGCUCAGCGUGCUCUUCUGCAAGUUCAUUCAAAGCAUCCCUGACAACCAGUUAGUUCGCCAGAAACUGAACUGCAUGACCAAGAUAGUGGAGAGCAAUCUUUUCCGGCAGUCGGAGUGCAGAGACGUGCUGCUGCCUCUGCUGACAGACCAGCUCAGCGGCCAGCUAGAUGACAACUCCAGCAAGCCCGACCAUGAGGCCAGCUCGCAGCUUCUGAGCAACAUCCUGGAAGUGCUGGACAGGAAGGAUGUGGGCCCCACGGCGAUGCACAUCCAGCUGAUAAUGGAACGGCUGCUGAGAAGGAUCAACCGCACCGUGAUCGGGAUGAGCCGACAGUCUCCCCAUAUUGGGAGCUUUGUCGCGUGUAUGAUUGCAAUCCUGCGGCAAAUGGACGACAGCCACUACAGCCACUAUAUCAGCACUUUCAAAACCAGGCAAGACAUCAUUGACUUCCUCAUGGAGACUUUCAUCAUGUUUAAGGAUCUGAUUGGAAAGAAUGUCUACGCCAAAGACUGGAUGGUCAUGAAUAUGACACAGAGCAGAGUUUUCCUCCGUGCGAUAAAUCAGUUUACGGAGGUUCUCACAAGGCUCUUCAUGGAUCAGACAAGCUUUGAACUUCAGCUCUGGAACAAUUACUUCCAUUUGGCCGUAGCAUUUCUCACCCACGAGUCCCUGCAGCUUGAAACCUUCUCUCAAGCCAAGCGCAACAAAAUUGUCAAAAAAUCUUUUCUUGUUUAUGAUCUUCUUCCUAGAUACGGGGACAUGAGAAAGGAAAUCGGCUUCAGAAUCCGGGACAUGUGGUAUAACCUGGGUCCCCACAAAAUCAAAUUUAUCCCCUCCAUGGUGGGUCCCAUUCUGGAGGUCACCCUGACCCCUGAGGUCGAGCUCCGGAAAGCCACCAUCCCCAUUUUCUUUGACAUGAUGCAGUGUGAGUUCAACUUCAGUGGGAACGGCAAUUUCCAUAUGUUUGAGAACGAGUUAAUCACGAAGCUGGACCAAGAGGUAGAAGGGGGCAGAGGAGAUGAACAGUACAAGGUCCUUCUGGAAAAACUGCUCCUAGAACAUUGCCGGAAACAUAAAUACCUCUCUGCCUCUGGAGAAGUUUUCGCAUUCCUGGUCAGCAGCCUGUUAGAGCACCUGUUGGACUACAGAACCAUUAUCAUGCAUGACGAGAGCAAGGAGAACCGCAUGAGCUGUACUGUGAACGUGCUGAAUUUUUAUAAAGAAAAGAAGAGAGAGGACAUAUAUAUAAGGUACUUGUACAAGCUGCGGGAUUUGCACCGAGACUCUGAAAACUACACGGAAGCGGCCUACACCCUCCUUCUCCAUGCUGAGCUACUGCAGUGGUCUGAUAAGCCCUGUGUACCCCAUUUGCUUCAGAGGGACAGUUACUAUGUCUACACCCAGCAGGAGCUUAAAGAGAAGCUGUAUCAAGAAAUCAUAUCGUACUUUGACAAAGGCAAAAUGUGGGAGAAGGCCAUCAAACUGAGCAAAGAGUUGGCUGAGACCUAUGAGAGCAAAGUAUUUGACUACGAGGGCCUCGGCAACCUACUGAAAAAAAGAGCCUCGUUUUAUGAGAACAUCAUUAAAGCAAUGAGGCCUCAGCCUGAAUACUUUGCUGUUGGAUACUACGGACAGGGCUUUCCUUCUUUCCUCCGGAACAGAAUCUUCAUCUACCGGGGGAAGGAAUAUGAGAGGCGAGAAGACUUCAGCCUGAGGUUGCUGACCCAGUUCCCGAAUGCUGAGAAGAUGACCAGCACCACGCCCCCGGGAGAGGACAUCAAGUCGUCCCCAAAGCAGUACAUGCAGUGUUUCACCGUAAAGCCAGUGAUGAGCCUCCCGCCCAGCUACAAGGACAAACCAGUUCCAGAACAGAUCUUAAACUACUACAGAGCCAAUGAAGUGCAGCAGUUCAGAUAUUCCAGGCCAUUCCGGAAAGGAGAGAAAGAUCCAGACAAUGAAUUUGCUACCAUGUGGAUUGAAAGGACCACGUAUACAACUGCAUACACCUUUCCUGGGAUUCUCAAGUGGUUUGAAGUCAAACAAAUUUCAACGGAGGAAAUCAGUCCCCUGGAGAAUGCCAUAGAAACCAUGGAACUCACCAAUGAGAAGAUCAGCAACUGUGUUCAGCAGCAUGCCUGGGACCGAACCCUGUCUGUGCACCCUCUCUCCAUGCUGCUCAGCGGCAUCGUAGACCCAGCUGUCAUGGGGGGCUACUCCAACUAUGAAAAGGCUUUUUUUACAGAAAAGUAUUUGCAGGAGCAUCCCGAAGACCAGGAGAAGAUUGAGCUGCUGAAGCGACUGAUAGCAUUACAGAUGCCUCUGCUGACAGAGGGGAUCCGCAUCCACGGCGAGAAGCUGACAGAGCAGCUAAAGCCGCUACAUGACCGGUUGUCUUCUUGUUUCCGGGAACUGAAGGACAAAGUGGAAAAGCUCUAUGGGGUUAUAACGCUGCCACCGACCUUGACUGAGAGGAAGCAAAGCCGCACGGGCUCUAUUGUACUUCCCUACAUCAUGUCAUCCACGCUGCGGAGACUGUCCAUCACCUCAGUGACUUCCUCAGUGAUUUCCACCUCUUCUAACUCAUCUGAUAAUGCUCCUUCCAGACCGGGAUCUGAUGGGUCAAUCCUGGAGCCACUUUUGGAGCGCAGGGCUUCCUCAGGCGCCAGGGUUGAAGAUCUGCCCCUCAAAGAGGACAAUGAGAACCGGAUCAGCAAGUUCAAGAGAAAAGACUGGAGCCUCAGCAAAUCCCAGGUCAUUGCAGAGAAAGCGCCAGAACCUGAUCUGAUGAGCCCAGCCCGAAAAGCACAAAGACCAAAGAGUCUCCAGUUGUCGGACAAUCGGCUGACGCCAUUUCACGGUUCUUCACCUCCUCAGUCAACGCCCUUGAGCCCACCUCCACUCACUCCUAAAGCUACCAGGACCCUAAGCUCCCCAUCUUUGCAGACAGAUGGGCUGAUGACUACUACUGUCCCGCCUCCCCCUCCCCCCAAAAGCAAGCCCUAUGAGAGCAGCCAGAGGAACUCCGCGGAGAUUGCCCCUCCACUGCCAGUCCGAAGAGAGGCCAAAGCCCCACCCCCACCACCUCCCAAAGCUCGGAAAUCUGGCUUGCUUUCUUCUGAGCCUGGAUCCCAAUAAGGAUCUUGCCCUCUCUCUGGAACUCUGAACACCUUGAACAGCUGAUGCCUGAGAGGAGGCCCUGUCCUCGUUCCCCAGGGCCCCUUGCUGACCGCCCUUCCUGAUCUGGGUCAGCUUUACCGGCUCAAAACUGGUGGUUCUUUGAAAGGCUUCUCCGAAGGAGGACUAAAGCCACAUCUCCUCCAGUCCACUUGAAUUCCAGAAUUGGUGUGUCCUCUGUGUUUCUCAAAGGAGAUAUUUCCCUCACCGUUAUCAAAUUCAGCCUCCAGCGCAGAGCCACUGCAGCCUACAGAAGCCUGGCUAAGUUCUUCUGUGGUGGUCGCGGAGCAACCCCAGGAACCUACACUUUGGAAGGAUUUCUUGCUUUGCUUGUGAAAAGCUAUGCUUGAGACUUGGUUUUCUCACAUGGACACACUGUGCCUGGAAUAACAUUGGAAGAGAUUUGCAUCAAGUACUUUGGUAGCCGAAAUAAUCCUAUCUUUCUGAUGCCUGCUUGUGUCUCCUUUAAGGAAAAGAACAUCUUUGUAAGGAAGAUUGGCUACUUUCAAAUAUGAAUAGCCAUCAUUGUCGAAAAACCAUGGACUUGAUUGUGAGGUCUGAGCUCCCGUCUCCCCCACACCAGCUACUAUGUGUGGCGUGGGAACGCUGCCCGCCCCCUCCCGGGAGUCGUCACACUCGUAACUAACUGGCCCUCACCACACCGUGUCACUCCUUCCUGCUACAGCCUCCCUUGAAGCUCUUUCUUUUGCACAGUUUCUUGCCCUGUUACCUCCUCUGAGCUCAAAUCACUGGACAGAAGGGACUUCAAAGCCCAGGUUCAACAGCUUCUCUUCCAGAUCCCAUUUGGAUGGCUCAGCAGCCCCUCUCUGCCACCUGAUUUUUCCCUGGGGAAUACAGUGCAAUAUCUCCCGUUGAUUAUUUAUUCCUCGUGAUUGUGGAAUUAAUUUGAUUACAUGUUUAUGGUACUAAGUCAGUAGUCCUUUCGAAAGAAGAAAUGGGAUGAUACAGAUGAUCAGAUAUUACAUACACUCACACAAACCACACAAGGUUAGAGACGUUUUGAGCUAGAAGGGCUUAAAGGUCAUAUAAACAACCCCCUCGUUUUGUAGACAAGGAAAUUGAAGCUAAGCACAGAAAAUCUGACUACAGAUUCUUACUAACAGCCCAGCUUGCUAAUUGAGGCUCUGUCCCCAGAUAACACUUAGAUCAAGAAGAUAACCCUGACAGACUCCAUGAUGAAUGCCUACCCCUAGUUGGAACAACAGUGGAAAUGUCCCAGAUAUUUCUAUCCUACUUUGACAUUAAUGGCAAGUAGAAAGCUUUGUGUGGAUCCCCUAGGUCAAUGGGGGAAGCUCAUGAGGGUCCCUUCCAUAACUGGGCCCCAGCCAGUCCCCUUCCCCGCCUACCCGGUCCCAAAGUAGAGAGAGGAAAGAGAGAUUUCACCUCCGAGAAUUCGGAGGAUUCUUGCCUGCAAGGAUUCGCUUGCCUGCUUCUUUGUGCACCUGUUUCAGCACCACCCCUCUUAGAAGAGACAUACUAAUGCUUCACGGAGUCAGGGAAAUACAAACCUGAGACGUGGCCAGCAUUCCUCAAGCAAUUAGUGUGCGUAUUUAAAAGUGGUGAGGAAAAGGCGAUUCUCCACCUCCACUCAGGGGAACCUUCAAAGGGGUACAAGACAGAGAAGCUGGAUUUUGGAAGUAAACCAUCGGUCUCCAACCAUCCCAGCUGUGUCAUCUGUUAAUUUUACAAACUCCCUCAAUCCUUUGCAAUCCUCCGAACCCUCAUUUCUUCCCCUUCUAAAACAGGGGAAAGGACAUGCCACACAGAUGAGGUUCAAAUGAGAUCGACUGUGUGGAGUAGUAGGUACGAAAUGGUCUUUCCUUUCCUCUGCUCGUCCUGAGUAAGAUCUGGAAUUCCCUAAGAGCAUUAUUGAUAUUUUCCCCCCUGAGGUAAUUUGGAAAGUGAUGCAAGUUAGCUGUGCACAUACAGUCCCUUUUAAAAAGAUGGCAUCUUUUGGAGUCUCUGACAUAAUUAUUUAUGACUGAAGAAGUGUUAAUAAGAACUGAAGAGGAUUUUAGUGGAAAGAACUCAAUGAAGAGAAGGAAGAAAGGUUAUACGGGGCUUCUGUGAAGCCCAGAGCAGCUUCUGAGAAGUUGCCUGAAAGACUGGCUGGUGGGGAUCUGUAGGCCUCACUCACCCUAUUUUUCAGGCUGCCUUUAAGAUAGAAAGAUGUAAGCUGGUCACGAAAAAUAGGAAACCUCAAGCAUGUCCCUUCAGAGCAGUGCAGUGAGUUCUGCGGUGUGGUCUUUGAUCUGGAGCUGGGGAUGUCUGAUACCCAAGUGCCCAAAUACCUUCUCUUUUUAAUAGAACAUAUUUUUUCCAUCUGAUUCCCCUUCCACCUUAAUGGAAAUACGAAGUCUUUCCUGCCUGAAUAGAAAGGAUUCUAGGUAAUGGUGUAGAUAACUGCUUACAGGAAACAUGGGGGAAGCCAUUGGGUCAGAAAGAGUCAUGUUUGAUGAUCAUAAAUCAUGUCUGUCCUGAAGUCAAAGAGGAACACUGCAAAGAAAUGCAUUAUGAUUACCUUACAUAUAGGAGAGAGAAGGGGCUGGGAAUAAAAGAGGAAAGAACUGGUCUUUAUUUGACUUGAUAAGAACUCCGGAGUAUUGAAGGACAUUGAAAGUAGCCCCCAAACUGUCACAACCUUUGUGGCUAUUAGUUUAUGGGAUUUUUUUUUUUUUUUGAAUCCCUUAUUUUCUCUCUCUCUGUUCUGGUGACUUGUCUUCCUUUGAGUUUUUUUUCAAGAAUUGUUUUAUUCAGCAUUUAUUAAGCUCUCAUUGAAUGCCAGACACCGUGCAAGACCCUCGGGAUGUGGCAAUUCAUUGUGUCCAAUGGGAACAGCUUGGUACGCAGAGACUGUGUUGUGCUGUGGGGUUGGCAAGAGAGUGGGAUUAGGGGAAAGUGAAACCCUCAGUAAGGCUGCUGGGCCAUGGGCCUCUCCUCUUCCACCUCACAUGUGGAUUCCAGAAUUGCAGUCCUUGUCUCCUACCAGGGAGACCCAAGAAAAAUGCCUUCACCCUGCAGAUCCCCGAGACAAAUGAGAGAAAGUGGGAUUUGAGAUAACAAUCUACCUUUGUUAACUUUUUCCAAGCUGUGGGAGUCCUUCCCCUCUACUGGCCCCCAGAUCUUGGGGUGAUUUCUUCCUUUAAAAUUGAGGCAUGUCUUAACAUACAUAUAGUCAAGUUUACAAAUCUUAGGGGUAUAGUCAUAUCCCAUGUCACCACCUCUCAGAUCCAGACCUAGACUACUUCCAGAACCCCAGAAAGUCCCGUCAUGUUCAUGUUGUCCUUCUGAAAAAGGCAUUUAGAAAGCCAUUCAUAGCUGUAUCUUCCUUCCUCUCACUGCUCGGGGAUAAUGAAAAAAGGGGGAAAGCCCCACCAUCAACACAGAACAGGACAGUAAAGACCGUGUCCCCUUUGUCAAGUCAAUUUAUAGUCAGUCCCUGGGCCUCAGUUUCCUCGUGUAAAACAUACAUACCUGAGGCUACGUGAUUUUUAGAACCCUUUGGGCCCGAGCUUACUUUGAUUCUAAGUGAAUGAGAAAGAAUCAGAAAGCAGUGAAGUUUCUGUACCACAGCUUUUAGGCCCACAUGCCAUUGACUAAGUGGAUUUUAAAAUUAGUUGGAAAAGGUAAGUUCCUCUUUGGGUGGGUUGAGCGUGGAAGCACCACUUCUAACCUACAAAAGGGAAAAGGUAGUUUUCCUUUUAAGUUGAUGAUUUCAGGCUGAUUCUUAUAAUCCAGCCAACGCUGGUCUCCCACAUAUGCUGCCUAAACUCGCCUGUUAGUCGGAUUUUGUAAGUUGUUCAACCAGACUUUGUCAAAGUCUCUGUUGCCAAGAUUUCGUAAACUAGUUGGGUUUCAAACAUGGACCACUAGGAAGAUGUGCAUCAAAGUAGAAAAAUUUUGUUCAGAUUUGCUGUUAUUUAUUUUUUAAAUUAAAAAUGGAAAUGUAUUUUGAA
This is a messenger RNA of Ailuropoda melanoleuca (giant panda), 9695 nucleotides long. RefSeq names its product dedicator of cytokinesis 5 (gene DOCK5). The coding region runs from base 40 to 5679 and encodes 1879 amino acids. Gene Ontology annotation, biological process: small GTPase-mediated signal transduction; cell migration; myoblast fusion. Gene Ontology annotation, cellular component: plasma membrane; cytoplasm. The transcript has 52 exons. The record is from RefSeq and is a predicted model, not a curated record. Gene Ontology annotation, molecular function: guanyl-nucleotide exchange factor activity; GTPase activator activity; small GTPase binding. NCBI's taxonomy places the organism in Eukaryota, Metazoa, Chordata, Mammalia, Carnivora, Ursidae.